AAAGAUAGGUACAUAAGGCUUAACCUAAUCAAAUUUCCCGCGGAGCCGGAAUUUUUUUCUAUCGCAACAAUUUUAAAUUGGGUCCCAAAGCUUAGAGUUUUCAAGUUUUUUUUCUUUGGAAAAAUGUACGAUUUCCUGGUGUUUUUAUGGAUUUUCUGCAGUUUUUGUGUUCAAAAUGCAUUUUCCGCUUGCGAAUGCCUAGAUCGUAUAGUUUUACUGCAUAAUUUUGGAGAUUUUCGAUUGAUUUCCAGUCCGAAUUAUCCUGAAGCUUAUUGUACUGGAAUGGAUUGUCAUUGGCAUUUUGUGGCUCCAAAUGGUGCGCAAAAAGUACAUUUUAGCACGGAUAACCUGGAUAUUCGGAAAAACUUGGAUCAAAUUUUAUUUUACGAUUUCAAAACUUCUCAAUUACUGGAAAAUAGCACGGAAAGCUUCAGAUGUACCGGGGAUGAUCUCUGCUACUACACCAGCAAGUUUCAGUACCUCACAAUUCGUUUCAAGACCCAAAAAGACGGGGAAAUCGAUAAUUUUGGAUUUCAAGCAGUGGUAACGGUUAGGGAAACUUCCAACUCCGCCGCUUCAACUAAUUUUUUUUUCAAUUUUUUGUACUUUGCAAAUUUUAUGUAUUUAUUCAUUUAAAUAAUUGAACCAUGUUUUAAAAUAAUAAAAAUUAAUUCAA
Molecule: messenger RNA, 676 nt
Organism: Caenorhabditis elegans
Lineage: Eukaryota; Metazoa; Nematoda; Chromadorea; Rhabditida; Rhabditidae
Gene: Y69H2.17
Product: CUB domain-containing protein
Exons: 5
Coding region: 124-636 (170 amino acids)
Source: RefSeq, marked reviewed